Oncorhynchus tshawytscha (Chinook salmon) is the source of this 763-nucleotide messenger RNA. RefSeq lists its product as uncharacterized. The record is from RefSeq and is a predicted model, not a curated record. The transcript is spliced from 3 exons. NCBI's taxonomy places the organism in Eukaryota, Metazoa, Chordata, Actinopteri, Salmoniformes, Salmonidae. The coding region runs from base 86 to 763 and encodes 225 amino acids.
UCACACUCUGCAGAUCACAGUACACUGUAUAUCACAUAUCAGUUUGGUAAACCCUCUUUCCUAGCUGCAUUCUGUCAAAUACACCAUGAUGUUGCUCAUUUCAAUCUUACUGUUUUCAGCACUUGUUGGUGAUACUUUAGAGGAUGAUAUUACUCCAACCAGCCCUGAGGAGUAUUAUUUAGACGGUAGCAGAGUUAAGAUCUCCUGUAACUAUACAGUAAAAUCAGAUAGUCUGCUGUGGUACAAACAGUACCCUGGAUCAGGUCUCCAAUUCCUUUAUAUAGUAACAACUACCAAUAUUCCAUAUGAAGUGAGAGGUGAUCCACAAGACUUUCGACUGACUGUUACACAGAACAAGGAGAGAACCCGUGUGGAUCUGGAGAUCUCUUCUGCUGAAGUGACAGACUCUGCUCUGUACUACUGUGCUCUGAGGCCCACAGUGACAGGAAACCCAGAAACACUGCACAAAAACCUAACAUCACCUGAGAGACACCCUGGAUCCUCUCCACAGUUCCUCAUACUGGACUACUCUGGGGUCAGAACCAACACUAAUAGUAAAAAAUGGACCCUCAUACAUGAAAAAGAGAAUAACCGUGUGGUUCUGAAGAUCUCCUCUGCUGAAAUGACAGACUCUGCUCUGUACUACUGUUCCCUGGAGCCCACACUGACAGAAAUCCAGAAACACAAUACUGAUCCUGACAAUACAAACACAGACAACCUGAAUCUGAGACCCCUAGAAACCCAAGAACAUGAGUCUGAAUAG